This is a messenger RNA of Vanessa tameamea, 7274 nucleotides long. RefSeq lists its product as uncharacterized. Bases 312 to 4514 code for a protein of 1400 amino acids. Gene Ontology annotation, biological process: Notch signaling pathway; membrane protein ectodomain proteolysis. NCBI's taxonomy places the organism in Eukaryota, Metazoa, Arthropoda, Insecta, Lepidoptera, Nymphalidae. The transcript has 15 exons. Gene Ontology annotation, molecular function: metalloendopeptidase activity. Gene Ontology annotation, cellular component: plasma membrane. The record is from RefSeq and is a predicted model, not a curated record.
CAACACUAAUGUUUGGACGAGGACGACAGCGAGACGUAAAGGGUCGUAGAUAGUGAACGUAUUCUGUAGUUCAGCGGUGAAAUGUUAUGACGUGCAGCAUCUGUCUUUGUUUCAAUAACAUUCGAGUAGUUUUUCAAAAGGAUCUUAGUUAACAUAAUGUAAAAAACGUCGUAACAUACAAUAAUAAGUAUUUGCAUUGCGAUGAUUUUUUCCAAAGUAUGAUCGUGCCACAAGAAAUUAGCUUAGUUAGGUGUUCACAUUUGUUAAGUUCUGUGUAUGUUGUGCCAAUAAUGAGAUAGUGGAGUGUUGUGAUGCGGCUGUGGGACAUGUGGGGCGUGCUAUGGACCGUCGAGGCCCUGGCACAGCUCGUAGGGGUGGUGGCAACACCUCUGGAUCCCGCGCCACUGACUUUGCGAGGGUUGUCACCAUUCGUGCGGCACUGGCAACCGGCGGGCUACGAGCCGGUGACGCGGCAUCGCCGACGGAGAUCUUUGCCUCUUCCCCCGCCCACCACCACACUACGCCUCUUCUUCACAGCUCACAAUAAGGAGUUUCGACUAGUGCUGCAGCCAGACCCGAGCUCCGUUUUCGCGGAGGGCGUGCAGUUCCACUCCUCGGCCGGACCCAUAGACUACAACACCGCCCAUGUCUACUCAGGGAAGUUAGAAGAUGACGAUUCUUCUCAUGUCUAUGGUGUGAUUACCGCUGAUGGUCUAUUUGAUGGAACAAUAUGGACAUCUAGUGAAGAGUAUUAUAUAGAACCUCUUUCCCGGUACAAUAUUGACCAUCCCUCUAUGCACAGUGUCAUAUAUAGAAGAUCAGAUGUUGAGCAUCCAUACGCUAAUAGCGACGUUACGCACUGUGCCUCUCACCUACUCCACGUCAAAGGCAAACUUGGAUAUCAAGGGGAACUGCUUAACUUUACUGAUCAAGUAACCGUUAAGGAAGUACCUUUUAAUAAUAACUCCGAAGAUUUACAUAGCGAAAUAAACAGAAGAAAGAAGCGAUGGCUUCCUGAAGACGAAAUGCAAGACGACGAGCCAAAGAAGAAUCCCGAACUACCUUUAGACUUAGACGUCCCCUACACCAGUAAUAGUGAUCCAUUCGAUAAGUUUAGUACGAGAAAACCAAAAACCAAAAUUGAUAAAAGUAACCUCAUUACUAAAGUGCGACUCGAUUCAGAAGAGUCGAGACCGAAGCCAAAGACGCAUGUUGAAGUGAUUAAAACCAAGGCAGGUGUUGUGACGGUUAGCAAAGACAUAGUUAAGAAGGAACCGGUUGGGUACACUAUACUCUCAGCGAAUGCAAGCGAUGACGGCAGACAUGUGAACAAGAGAGCGACUGUAGAUCCGAGAAAAACUACAUGCUUGGUUUAUUUACAAGCCGAUCAUAUGUUUUAUCAGAGAUAUGGAUCCGAAGAAGCUUGUAUAGAAGUUAUGACGCGACAUGUGCAAAAAGUUAACGCUAUUUAUAAAGUAACAGAUUUUAAUCAAGAUGGAAAACCUGAUAAUAUCACAUUUAUGAUUAAAAGGAUUAAGGUUCACACGCUAGACGCACUGAAAGAUCCAGCCUACAGAUUUCCUAACAACUAUGGCGUAGAAAAGUAUUUAGAACUUUUUUCAGAGGAAGACUACGAUGCUUUCUGCCUAGCAUACAUGUUUACGUAUCGUGACUUCGAGAUGGGCACGUUGGGCCUUGCGUGGACGGGUGACUUAAAGAACGCUGGAGGUGUCUGUGAGAAGAAUGGCCACUACCGCGGCAGUAUGAAAUCGCUGAACACCGGCAUCGUCACGCUGCUAAACUACGGCAAGCACGUGCCGCCCGCCGUGUCGCACGUCACGCUCGCGCACGAGAUCGGACACAACUUCGGAUCUCCGCAUGACCCAGAAAUGUGCACACCGUUCGGCGAAGACGGUAAUUACAUAAUGUUUGCACGAGCGACGAGCGGCGAUCGCAAGAACAACAACAAAUUCUCACCUUGCUCUCUCCGCGCUAUCGACCCCGUUCUAAACAACAAGGCGCGAUCGCCCAAAGGGUGCUUCACGGAACCUCAGCCGGCGAUCUGCGGCAACGGCGUGGUGGAGGAGGGCGAGGAGUGCGACUGCGGCUGGGCAUCCGAGUGCACGGACGUGUGCUGCCGCCCGCAGGCCGUGCGCCCGCACUACAAGCCCUGCACGCUCACCGAGCACAGCGUGUGCAGUCCCAGCCAGGGCCCAUGCUGCACGGCGUCGUGCACACUGAAGUUCGGCGACAAGUGCCGCUCCGACAACGGCUGCCGCGACGCCGCGCACUGCGACGGCAAGCGCGCCGCCUGCCCCGCCAGCCGGCACAAGCCCAACCGCACGCGCUGCGACAAGGAGCUCGUCUGCUUCAUGGGGGAGUGCACCGGGUCGAUCUGCCUCGCGUACGGCCUGGAGUCGUGCCAGUGCGCGCCGCGCAAGGACGACCCGCGCUCGGCGUGCGAGCUGUGCUGCCGCAAGCCGGGCGGCGCCUGCGUGUCCUCGUUCCACUGGAACACCGCGCCCUUCGACGUGCCCGACAUGUAUGCGAAGCCCGGCACGCCAUGUAACGACUAUAAUGGGUACUGCGACGUGUUCCAGCGCUGCCGAGAGGUGGACCCGUCGGGCCCGCUGGCCACGCUCCGCAAGCUGCUGCUGUCCGACGAGAGCAUCGCCGGCUUCAAGCGCUGGGUGCUGCGCCACUGGUACGCGGUGCUGCUCAUCCUGCUCGCUGUCAUUGCUCUGCUGGUGGCUAGCACCCGUUUCUUCGGCCGCCAUGCAAAGAAAAUCAAAUCAGUCACAAUCAUUCAUUCAUCGACCACUGAAACCGUCCGCUUGCCAGAUGCCGCUGAUCAAGGUCUUAUCGUCCACACUGCUGUCAGAUCUAAACUACCUCUGAAGAAGAAAGUCGCUCUUCGAACUCGUGCUUAUCGUAAUAAGAAGGACACAAAGCAAGGCGAUAAAGCGUCUCCUUCACAUAAUUUGAAAAAGAGGAAACCAGUCAAUCAACCCAAGUUGGAUGAACCACAUAAAGUGGCGAAGGAAAGCACAGCAGUUGUAACAAAUACUGAGGGCAAAUCUCCAAAACAUGUAAUUUUAUCAAAACAUAAAAACAAAGUUAAGAAACGUAAAGUAAAAGUUAAAAAAGAAACAAUCGAUUAUAGUUCCUUGCAAAAACAUUCCUCGUCUACCCCACCCAAGGACACGGAAGCUUUGACUAAAGUACAGAAGUGGCUUCUCAGUUCCCCCCAGCCCACUGUCAUCCCUAAAUCUAAGUCCAUACCUCUAGGUCUCACGGAGAGAACACACAGACCGGCACCGAAGGGUACCAGGAAAACAAGACCGUCCAAAAGCGCAUCUAAUCUGCUCUCUGGUGAAAAAACCAGGUUACAGGUUGUUUUUAAACCUCCCUUUAGAUUCAGUGUUAAAAUUUGUAAGAGUGACAAAACAAAGGUGGUGCUCGACAAAUCUUCUAAGCCCGACGUAGAUAGAAAACAGCACGACGUCUUGCCUCAACUGACUUGCCCAGUGGAUGGUGCGAAACAUAGUUCUAAGACACCCAAGCAUUCUCAGUCUGUAAGUAAUAUUGACAAUAAUAGUUUACCUAAAACUGAACCGGCAAAUCAAGAAAGUGGUAGUCAUGGUUACGAAAAUCUCCUGCCACGGAGCGCUAGUGACUGUAAGUUAGGAAAAAAAUUACCCGAUUCAAAAAUUCGUACCGGUCAUAAAAAGAGUAACUCUGUGGGUCAGAAACGCGAAACGACAGAGAGUCGACAAAAUCUUAUAUCUCACGAGGACUUCGACAACACUCACGUGUACGAGAACGUCCUUGCGACCCAAGACUCUUUCGUUCCGAAGAGUUGUAGUAUGCCACGAAGACAAACCACGAGCGGUAUCUCGAGGCAAAGCAGCUACGGACAUCUACCUAGAGCUCAAAUUCGUCCACAGAGACAUAGCACGAAUAACAUAAGCCGGUCUAGGAACAACAGUACCAACGAAUCUGAGCACUUUUACAACAUAAUAGAAACUCUCAGGAGAGACAACUCGGGCAACGCGAAUACCUGUCGAACCAACACGAGCAGCUCAUCGGGGAGCAGUCGCGAGGGAGUCGCGAAGAUCUCGAGUAAAUCGUCGCGCUCACGCUCAAGUCUCACAAACGCGCCCUCGUCGUCGAAAUCGUUGAGGCAACUCGGCGACGUCGAACUCGAGAAAUCGCAGCCUAUAGACAAUAAUUCAAGGGGCUUCCAACUGGUGGUGGGGAAGGACAGACUGAAGCGGCAACUGAGCGACAACGAGCUGAGUCGGUCGCGGCUGCAGCUGGCGAUGCCGAUGUCGGCGGGCGCCGAGCCGCGCCAGCCGUUCUGCUGGAGCGAGGCGGCGCGCGCGCGGGCCCGCCAGCGCGCCGCCUACACGUUCGGCGAGCUCAAGAACACCGUCCCCAACUCGACGGACGCGGCCGCCGUCGAGGGCAUUCACAUCUCACCGGAAGAUUUUCUGAAAAUUAUCGACAACUAGUCGGCUCUCGGUCGGGACUCUGGGGUCAGUCGUUUUCGUUGGCGAGUUAUGAUUAAUCGAUGUGUAUAUUAUGAGAUAUUCGCAGGUCUACUGGCGGCCGAUGUAAAUAUUGUAAUGUGCUUCUAUUAUUAGGAAUAAAAUGCGCCACUGAAACAGGCCAUUGCUCAGUCUGACGAUGGAACGUCACCGAAAACACCAGUUUUAUUUGGCUUUCGACAUAAAUACUACGAAAUAAGUCUCCAUAUACAGAGUAUCGAAUAUCUAUUAACAUUGAGCGGGCUUAUUAUUAUGUGUUACUAAAGUUAAUGUAAAAAAAGUAAGUCACGUUACUGAUUUAUAUAUUAUGAUGUAUUAAUUUCCUGCUAGAAUUGAAAAGGGUAAACAAAAACUUUUUAUACUAAAUAAAUGAUUUAGCUAUAAGUUGAUUAUUAUAAUUUUGCUGGCAAUGGUUUAGUUUCACUGAACGAUCUCUAUAAAUGAAUCUCUAUUUUUUCUACAUACUAUGUACCUAUUGUACAAAUUUACUCAUACUUAUGUAAAGUAUUCAUAUAUAUUAUAUAUAUUUAUUUUAUUACGUGAAAUAUGUAUUCUUUUACGCAAUAAAAAUGUCCAUUAUUAUUUAAAAUAAGCUUUUAUCGAUGAAAUUGCGACAUACGAUAAUAAUCAUUUUAUUAUUUUAUGUGCUUAGUACAAUGUUAAUUUUUUUUCUAAUAGCUGUCAAUUAAUAUGUCAAUCUGUUAAAAUUAAUAAAUGUCUAUAAAAAGAACUCUGCACUAAUAUUCCUCCAAAUUAAUAACAUAUUAUAAAGUUCGUCUCAAAAUACUUUUUAACAAAACAGUAUUCUAAAGAUUUAUAAAUAUAAUAAAUAUUUUUAAAUAUUAAAAAAGUCAUACCAGCGAUUCUUAUUUUAAAUUGAUAAAAUACAAUAAACUAAUUUGAACAAUAAUUUUAUUAUUACAUAACAAAAUAUAUUUUUAAAUAUAUUUUUUGUUUCUUAAUCGAUAGAAUUCUGUUUUGAUUAAAACUAAGAAAUUAUGUCACGAUAAAUACAUAUAAGAGAUUUAAAUAAACUUUUUUGACAUAAUCAUAUUUUUCUAUAAAUAUUCGAAUCCACUAACAAUAUUAUCUCUCCAAGUGAACGAACUCAACAGCUGUUAUUCAUAAUUCGUUCUGUAAUAUCUGGGAUGGAAAUAAGUUUUAUGUGUCUGCGUAUUAUAAUGACAAUAUAACGAUACAUAUAGAUAUUCUAAUUAUUAAUAAAUGUGUAAAUUCAUUGUUAUUGUUAUUAUCGUUUAGGUACAAAGCGAUUUUGUUGUUCUUUUCCGCCUGAUUUUUGUAUAAACGUAUAAUUUUAUACGAAUAGAAGAUAUAGGCUUUUCAUCAUAAUUAUUAGUGCCAACAUUAUUUUAACUAUUAAUGUUUUUAUUAUGAUAUAAUAACAUUCAAAUUUAAAACAUACUGUUAAAAACAUUGUGUAAAUUUUUGAAGUACAAUAUCUAUGAAAAGUCGAUUUAAAUUGUUCGAAGUAAAUGCUAGUUAAUGAUAUAAUAUUCUAUCUCAGAUAUCAGAAAGUGUUCCGUUACAUUUGAAUGGUAUAAGGUCGCGAAGGCUUUGCGGCUGCAGCGUCUAUGAGCUUCGUAAUAGAGAGGUAAGGGUAACAUUAAAUCUAGGUAUUGUAUUGUAUAGAAAACAAUUUCUAAGACGAUACUGAAAGUAUCGGAAAUGUUACAAAUUUGUAUUUUAAAUUUUUUUGUAACAAAUGUGGAUCAUGUGAGAAUAAUUCAGUAGAUUGUCGCUUAUUACAUAAUUUAUUAAUUAUGUAUGUAUAAUGUCUUAUGAUACAAACGUGAAUAAUAAGAGAUUGAGUGAAUUAUUUUCACGAAUAUGACGUCACAUUUUUAAUAUGCAGAUUAAAUUCUACAUUCUUAUUGAAACUGUAAAUUAAAAUUUCUGCCUUAUACUAUAAACAAUUUUUUUUACAGUGAAAACUAAAACCUAAUAAUAAUUUGGUUGAUAUCAAAAGACAAAAUAAUUAGUGUAACGAUAUUUAAUCAACGUUAAAUAAUAAGACAAGAUAAUUAUAAAAUGUACGUAUAAAUAAGCAAACUCGGGAAGAUAAUUUUAUGUUUAUAACAAAUGAGUGAAAUCUCAAUUACAGAUAAAAUGCAGCUAUAAUAAAGUACUUACUUUUUACUAUAUAUUAUAAUUUCCUAAAAGUCUAUGAAAUGUGUUAAAUGUACAUCUAAAUUAUAAAUAUGAUUAGAUUCAAUGGAACUAUAUAAUGGUUUUGUAGAUCAUUAAAAUGUGAAUUUAUUCGAAAUAGAUUUCUUGUAAUAUAGUUAUAAAUGUAUGUAUAGCAGUUUCCAAAACCUUCAUUUAAUGUUAAAUACAUAACUUGCAUAACCUUGCGGCAGAUUUCUAGAUGGCCAUGAUCUCAGUAUUUGUUCCAAGUGCCUUAUGAACAAAUAAAUUCAUUCCUACCUACAUUCCAGAAAUAAAUCCUAUGAUCGUCUAGGACUAUUCUUGUUUUGUAUCUUGAUCAAAGUAAUGUUCAAGAUAUCAAGUAACAAGAAUAUAAAUAACAUUCCUUUAUUGUCUCCCGUACUUAAUUAGUCUGUGAUAGUAUAAGUUUAUAUUUUGAUCUUAUAAAAAAAAUAACAUUUAAAUUCAAUUAUUCCGAACAAAUACAAAUUUGUAAUAAAUUCAUUUUCUAACAUUUACUAUUUUUUCUGUAUUUUUUAAAUAAAAGAAUCCAACAUA